Messenger RNA from Daphnia carinata, 1426 nucleotides. RefSeq names its product flavin reductase (NADPH)-like. Bases 9 to 659 code for a protein of 216 amino acids. The transcript is spliced from 4 exons. Lineage: Eukaryota; Metazoa; Arthropoda; Branchiopoda; Diplostraca; Daphniidae. The record is from RefSeq and is a predicted model, not a curated record.
GAUUUACGAUGAAAAUUGCUGUACUCGGAGCCACAGGUGGGACAGGCGUUCAGAUAGUGAAGCAAGCACUCGCAGGCAAGCAUGAUGUUGUUGCUAUAGUACGUAAUCCAGACAACCUUAAAGAGAUCCAGAAUCCUCGUCUCAAGGUUGUCAAUGGUGACAUUUUCUCUGAAGUCAGUUUGACUUCCCUUUUUAAGGACACUGAUGCCGUAAUUUCCUGUCUAGGCUUCAAACGAAGCUCGGCAGUAACUGGCUACACGGAGUCCAUCAAACCAAUCAUAGGAGCAAUUAGAGCUGCUAAAGUCCCAAGACUACUUGUUAUGACAGCCUAUUACACGGAAAUAUCUUCCAGCGAAAGUCAAGGGUUCCUUGUGCGAUGGCUGGUAAUACCUAUGCUUCGACCGAUUUUGAUCAACAUGAGGCAAAUGGAGAAGUACCUUGAAACAGAAUGCGGUGACAUCAAUUACACCGUUAUUCGACCCCCUGGACUAACCAAUGGAACGGCAUCAGGCCGAAAUGUUAAGUCGGAGAUUGGUGCUUAUUUCUUAAAAGAUAAAUCAAGUUCUACUAGAAUGCCUCGCGCCGACGUAGCGAAAUUUAUGAUCGACUGCCUUCCAAAAUCGGAUUUGUUUCAAAAAGCUGUCGCAAUCGGCAUUUAGUAAUAACCUGCUUUAUUGCACUUUUUUAUUUCGCAAUCAGUAACUUGCAAUUUUAUAGUCUUCAAAGAAAAAAAUACCAAUCUAAAGCGAUUGAACUUCAUUUUUAAUUUCCCCCCAUCCUUUUUCCCUUCAUGGAAAGAAAUCAAUUUGGAUAGAAGUAAUGUUCUUACUGAAGUUCAGUAGGACAUGCGUCGUUUCUACAAGAAAUUCAUCUCGCUAUGUUUUAAGUGGAUGCCAAAGUAUCCUAUUUCUUCCCAAGAAUAAGAAAAAAGCAGGAAGUUUUGAAAAAAAAAAGUUUCCGUUAGUUGAAAUUGAAUUUUAGCUUUGCUGCCUCAAAUGCCUUUUCGCUAGAUUUCCCUGUCAUUGAGUUUUUCAAACGAAGUGUCACGUGCAUGUAAAAACUCUGGCCCAGAUGCCAUAUUAGGUUUACGAGUGUACGGUCACGUCUCGCUAACUUGACCUAAGCACAGAUGUCAUGCUGAGUACUCUUUAUAGGGUAGCAUUUUGUGCUCAGGGAUAGGUAACAUCAAAGACAAAUGGGAAAAAAGAAUAGAGUGUGCAACAUAUCAUCAAGUAGCUCAUCACGAAACAUCCUCUUCACAAACAAUUAUCCUGGGAAAUGUCGUAGUUCCAUGAUACAUUUUCUUAAGAACCAUAGAAUAUCGGAUGUUGUAAUGAGAUGCUCUGUGCUCCUGCGUAAUUAACAUGCCCCGGGAUAGAGCUGUCUCCACGCAAAUAACUUAUAUAAUAAACAUGACUGCCGUGAG